Humulus lupulus (European hop) is the source of this 2132-nucleotide messenger RNA. RefSeq lists its product as uncharacterized. Bases 196 to 1854 code for a protein of 552 amino acids. The record is from RefSeq and is a predicted model, not a curated record. Gene Ontology annotation, molecular function: protein binding. The transcript has a single exon. NCBI's taxonomy places the organism in Eukaryota, Viridiplantae, Streptophyta, Magnoliopsida, Rosales, Cannabaceae.
CCUAUACUAUACUAUACUACUCUUCUCUGCUUCUCCUUCGUCUCUAGCCCCUACCCUACUCACUCACUCUCUCUCUCUCUCUAGGCUCUGAAUAUCUAAGCCUUCCUCUGAUAAUCCUCUUUCGUCUUUUUUUAUACUUUUUCAGACCUUUUGUUUGGUUUUUUGUUUUAUUGCUUUCUCUUCUGAGCUUCCGCCAUGAAAGCUCCGGAAAGUGACCCCAUUGUUCAAUCGACCCAGCUAUUAUCUUCGCUUUUUGAGGAAAUCCCACUUGUCCAAAACUUCAAAGGCAAAUGGGUUUUGAUUCGAGCCAAGCUUGAUGACCUUCGUUCUCAGCUUUCGGAUUUUGCUGACUCGUUUUCCGGUUCGGUAUCCAACGCUCUCUCCAUUGACCUUCUUGGGUCGGUCUCCGUUACUCUCAGCGAUGCUGUUUUGUUGGCCAGGAGGUGUCAGAGCCCUGGUAUGGCUGAGGGCAAGCUUAGGACCCAGAGCGACAUCGACGCCGUGAUGGCCAAGCUCGAUCGACUUGUUAAAGAUGGUGAGAUUUUGAUCAGGAGUGGGGCUCUUCACGAAGUUGGCUCUGUUUCCAGCUCUGUGUCGAAGAAGGAGGCUGUUCGAUCCGAGUCGAGGAAUUUGAUAACGCGUUUACAGAUUGGGAGCGGUGAGUCGAGGAACUCGGCCAUGGACUCGCUGUUGAGUCUUCUCCAGGAGGACGAUAAGAACGUGAUGAUUGCCGUUGCUCAGGGUGUGGUUCCGGUUCUGGUUCGGCUAAUGGAUUCAAGCUCGGUGGAAAUGAAGGAGAAGACCGUGGCGGCGAUUUCUAGAGUUUCCAUGGUUGAUAGCAGCAAACACGUUUUGAUGGCAGAAGGUUUGCUUCUCUUGAAUCACUUGCUUAGGGUACUCGAUUCUGGAAGUGGGUUUGCCAAGGAGAAAGCUUGUGUGGCUCUCCAAGCUUUGAGUUUCUCGAAAGAGAACGCCAGAGCAAUUGGUUGUAGGGGUGGGAUUUCAUCUCUAUUGGAGAUUUGUCAAGGGGGAACACCCGGUUCGCAAGCUUCUGCAGCUGGGGUUUUGAGAAACUUAGCCUCUUUCCCUGAAAUCAAAGAGAAUUUUGUCGAGGAAAAUGGAAUUGUGGUCCUUUUGGGCGCAGCGAGUUCAGGAACGGCAUUAGCUCAGGAAAACGCAAUUGGGUGUCUCUGUAAUUUGGUUACUGAUGACGAAAGUUUCAAACUUUCUAUUGCAAAAGAAGGUGGCAUUGAGUGUUUGAAGAAUUUCUGGGACUCGGCACCUACGGUUCAGAGUCUAGAAGUAGCUGUUGACUUGUUAAGGCAUUUGGCUUCAUUCCCACCAGUUGCUGAAGUUCUUUGCUCAGAAGGGUUCAUACCCCGCCUUGUGGGAGUACUAAACUGUGGGGUUUUAGGGGUGAGAAUUGCGGCGGCUCGGGCUGUUUUCGAGCUUGGUUUUUGCUCAAGAACGAGGAAAGAGAUGGGUGAAUGUGGAUGUAUUGGUCCUUUGAUCAAAAUGUUGGAUGGUAAAGCUGUUGGAGAGAAAGAAGCGGCUGCAAAGGCCUUGUCUAAUCUGUUGUUAUUUACCGGAAACAGAAAGAUAUUUAAGAAAGACGAGAAGGGAAUAGUUAGUGCAAUUCAGCUUUUGGAUCCUUCCAUUCACAAUUUGGAUAAGAAGUGUCCUGUUUCUUUAUUGGCCUCACUUUCGCACUCGAAAAAAUGUCGAAAGCAGAUGAUUGCCGCCGGUGCUUGUGAGUACUUGCACAAGGCUGUUGAGAUGGAUGUAGAGGGCUCUAAGAAGCUUUUGGAGAGCCUUGGUCGUGGCAAGAUUUGGGGUGUUUUUGCCAGACCUUAAAAACUAUACAAAGAGGUCUUGAAAUGGCAAAAAAAAAAAAACGCAGGAUAUAGAAAAUACUUGUGCUGUUUGCUUCUUUUUUUUUAGUUCUUCAUUUUACCCCCACUUGUUGAUAGUUGCUGUUUAUUUGUGGUAGAGAAAUAUUGGUAGCUUUUUUCUUGAUCAGAAACAUCGAUGUAGAGGCAUGUUCUAAGUUUGGUCACCUAACUGUUUUCGAGUAUUUGUUCUUUUUGUUUACAUUACUCCCUAAACUUAAUAAUAUAAUGAAAUUUCAGUCA